Messenger RNA from Anopheles stephensi (Asian malaria mosquito), 1067 nucleotides. Its product is annotated as lysozyme c-1-like. NCBI's taxonomy places the organism in Eukaryota, Metazoa, Arthropoda, Insecta, Diptera, Culicidae. Bases 434 to 880 code for a protein of 148 amino acids. Gene Ontology annotation, molecular function: lysozyme activity. The record is from RefSeq and is a predicted model, not a curated record. The transcript is spliced from 3 exons.
UCCAGCGCUUCAGCGCUAGAGUCUGACGUUGUUCCACAUCGCGCUGCUCCCACCCGAAAAACCCAUCCAGAUUGUUCAAACACCCUCUACCGGUGUUGAAUCCACUCGAAAGUCACUGCCGGAUCGAACCGUGCCCUGUCAAGUGUUGGCGCGCAGUGUGUGCGUACCUAACUAUAAAACGCGUGUCUGCGCAGCACGUUCGGCGUAAGCAGCUUCGACCGUACUUAGUGACAAACCGGAAAUCACGCAUCGCUGCGUACCCUCCAGUUGGCCGAAACGUCCACAAAACGAGCGCAACAACAAUCGGGGACCAGUGUCCAGAUUUGCCUGUGACUGAAGUGAGUGUUUGUACUUUUCAGCGAACGAAGUGUCGUAUGCAAACGCGCGAUAUUGUCUUAUCUAAGGAAACAGAUAGUAGCGAAAGCGAUCUACGAUGGCUUCCAAGCAACUCCCGUGGGCUAUUGUUGUCAGCCUAUUCCUCAUCAGCCUGCCAGCAGUGAUUGAUGGCAAGAUCUACACGAAAUGUGAGCUCGCUAAGCAACUGACCGCAAACGGGAUUAGCCGAACGUACCAGGGACACUGGGUCUGUCUGGCGAUGGCCGUCAGCGGGCUGGAUACGUCCAAAACGACGACGCUGCCCAACCAAACCGCCAACUACGGCAUCUUUCAGAUCAACAGCAAGGAGUGGUGCCGCGUGGGCUACAAGGGAGGCAAAUGUAACAUGAAAUGUGAAGAUCUAGUUACGGACAAUGUGACCAACGCAAUUAAAUGCUCCGUAAUGAUCCAACAGUCGAAAGGAUUCAACGAGUGGGUUAUGUGGCAGAAGAAGUGCAAGGGCAAAGAUCUUCCGGACAUUACAAACUGUGGUGCAAUUGGUUAAGAUUCGGGACGAUUUCUAGCAAGCGGUUUCCUCCAGCCCAAUCGUGAGCCCCCUUCUUCUUCAAGCGUAUGCAGCAACAGUACUUCACAAAGGACCCAUUUAAAGUGCAUCUGAAGAAAGCAUACUUUUAAUCAUCCUUAAUCAAUAAAUUGGGAAAAAGACUCAGGAAAUAGUUUUCGAAAAUCUG